AUGUCGGACAACAUCUGGUUCAAAGAUCUUCCUCUCGAGCUUAACAGCAUCUCGAAGUUUGCAAAUUCUGAUGGGUUUCAGUGGCUGAAGUAUGGCUCCAAGAUCUUAAAAACGUUCGCUGCACUUUUGCAUCGCCUUUCGUGGGCUGAGUUGCACUGCUUUCCCCAUUAUUUCGAGCACAAGAUCUCCCCUACUCCCUCCUCCCCCCUCCCUCCUCCUCCCUCUUCCAGCUCCCCUCCUCCUCCCUCCCCCACUCCCCUCUUCCCUCCCCCCUUCCUCCCUCUUCCCCGCUCCCCUCCUCCUCCCACCUUCCCUCUUCCCCUCUCUCUCUUCCGCCCCUCUUCCACUCCUCCUCCUCCCCCUCCUUCCCCAUUCCCGCCCCCCCUCCCUCUUCCACUCCCUCUCCAACUCACCACCUUCCCCCUCCCUCUUUCCACCCUCCUCCCCCUCUUCCCCUCCCUCUUCCCCUCCUCCUUCCCCUCCCUCUUCCCCUCCCUCUUCCCCUCCUCCUUCCCCUCCCUCUUCCCCUCCCUCUUCCCUCCCUCUUCCCCUCCCCGCGCAUCUCAAUAUUAUAUAUUCAUGCAUUUGUCUUCUUUCUCUCUUUCCCACUCUCCCAUUCUCCCACUCUCCGACUCUACCUUCUUCCCUCUCUCGCGCAAAGGGUCCCUUUCUUCCUCCCUCCCUCCCUCCCUCCCUCUCCCCUCCUUCGGCCCCUCCCUUCUUUUCCCUGCUUCCCUCCCUCCCUUCAUUUCCCUGCUUCCCUUCCUUCCUUCUUUUCCCUGCUUUCCUCCCUACAUCCCUCCUUCCCUCCCUGCUUACCUCUCUUCCUUCCUGCUUCUUCCCUACCUCUCUGCUUUUUCUAGGUGCUUACCUCCUUGCGUCCCUCCUCCUUCCCUCCCUGCCUCAUACCUGACCCCGUGCUCCUCUCCCUCCUUCCCUGCCCUUCUCCCUGCCUCUCACUUAUUUACUUACCUACCUAUCUACCUACCUCCCUCCCCCCUUCCUUCUGUUCCUCGCACCUUCCAUCCCCCUCCCCUCGCUCCGUCCCCCCUCUCUUCAUUCCCUCAAUCCCCCAAUCCCUCCCUCAAUCCCUCCCUCAUCCCUCCCUCCCUCCUUGAAUCCUUUCCUCCCUCCGAGGGAGUCCCUCCUUAA
Molecule: messenger RNA, 1152 nt
Organism: Closterium sp. Yama58-4
Lineage: Eukaryota; Viridiplantae; Streptophyta; Zygnematophyceae; Desmidiales; Closteriaceae
Source: the annotation of a GenBank genome assembly